UGUUUUGUGGGAAAGUUUUAUUUUGGAAAGUCUCUGCUUUCUCUACAUUAUAUGUGCGUUAAUGAUUCGAAUAAAGUUUGUUUGUUUUAUAUAUUUAAACAAAUGUGGCUUAUGGGAAAUAUUCGGUACUAGUUGUUUUUAUAUAUAAAUACAUAUAUUUUUAAAGGAGUGUGAAAUGGACUUUAGGCAGAAGUUUCCUCUGCACUGCCUUGUUUGGGAGAACGACUACAGAGAGCUGGAAAAACAAAUACAGGCGCACAACAUAGAGGAGGUGGACCCGAGAGGACGAACCCCUCUGCAUUUAGCCGUGUCUCUGGGUCACCUGGAGUCGGUCCGAGUGCUGCUGAGACACGGGGCCCAGGUCACCAAAGAGAACGCCAAGAACUGGACCGUACUUCAGGAAGCGGUCAGUACUGGCGAUCCGGAGAUGGUGCAGCUGGUUCUGCAGCGGCGUGAUUACCUUAAAACCUCCACGGCUCUGGCAGGGGUGCCUGAGUUGCUGUGCAAGAUUAGAGAGUCUCCAGACUUCUACAUGGAGAUGAAGUGGGAGUUCACCAGCUGGAUUCCGCUGGUGUCGCGUGUGUGCCCAAGUGACGUGUGUCGCAUCUGGAAGAGCGGCACAAACCUGCGAGUGGAUGCCACGUUGCUUGGCUUUGAAAACAUGACGUGGAUCAGGGGGAGGCGGAGCUACAUCUUCAAGGGAGAUGAGAGCUGCGCCGAGCUGAUGGAGGUGAAUCACGAUGACGAGCUGGUGGACACGGAGCGCUUCGACAUCACACGUGAGCUGGACGAAGUCACGCUCGACUCCAUGCAGCCUGACCAACAGGAAGUGGCCAAACGUCUGACCACGCCCAUCGUCAACACCUUCCUCGACACCAAAGACAUCUCAUUUGAGAGGUGUAAAUCUGGGAUCUGGGGCUGGAGAACAGAGAGAACAGAAGUGGUGAACGGAUUUGAAGCAAAGGUUUUCUCAGUUAACAAUGUGAACGUGGUGAUUCGCACGAGGACGGAGCACCUCACAGAUGAAGAGAAGGCCAGAAUCAAAAGUGAGAGGAACGUGUUGGAAACUUUUCUCGGGACAGUAGAGCAGCAGAUCAGCGCUCAGGGGGAUUUAACUCUAGAGUACGCGACAGCGACAAACCCAACAGCCAUCACUCCAGAGGAAUAUUUUAACCCAGAUUUCGACCUGAAGGACAGAGACAUUGGACGUCCCAUUGAGCUCACCAUCAGAACCCAAAGGUUUAAGGGGACGUUGUGGAUGAGUGAAGAGCACCCCCUCUCUCUGGUGGAGCAGGUGACCCCCAUCAUCAACCUGAUGGCUCGCACCAGCACUCACUUUGCCCGUCUCCGUGACUUCAUCCAGCUCCGCUUCCCCCCAGGCUUCCCCGUCAAGAUUGAAAUCCCACUGUUUCAUGUGCUCAACGCUCGCAUAACCUUUGGAAACGUGAACAAGUGCAGUACGGAGGAGCCGGCUGACGUGAGCCAAUCAGCCACGACACCUUCACCCACAGAGGAAAGUGAGAGCAGUAAAGCUUCAGGUGCCACUCCGUUCCAGGUGUGCCCCUCUGUUUUCAAUGUUCCUGCUAACUAUCACCAGCGCGGGGGCAGCAGACACACCCACACUCACCCCCCCACCAACCACGACGAGGAGCUGCUGCAGUACGCCAUCCACCGGAGCCUGCUUGACGCCAACGGAUACGGCACACAGAACCCCUGGAGUGACUCUAAUGGAGUUUCGACACACAGCCCAGUAGAAAGCCUCAGCGAUGGGAACGUCUCUGAAGGCGUCCUUGUGGAUCUUAGCGAGACCACGCCCACCAGCACUGACUCCGCCUCCAGCCCGGAUUCCGACCUCCAGCUGGCCAUCCAAUUGUCCACACGAGCGCAGGAGGAGGAGAAAAGGAGGCAAAAGGAGGAGGAGGAGGAGCUGGAGAGGAUCUUGCAACUCUCGCUUACGGAAAAGUGAGCAAAAGAAAAGAGACCGAGAGACGGAGGAAUGACAAAAGGGAAAGUUUGUUUCCUGUUCUGCACCCUCAGAUCUCUUCAACGGCACGUGAUUUCCAGUUGCUUCUCUCCCAUCAAUUGCAUCUUGUAUCGUUCUGUUACGCAUCCAGCGAUCCGUUCGAUCCUGACAUGAAGGACACACUUUAACUCGCAGUCUAAAGACCACAGAAGCUUUUUAACCCUAACACUUCCUGUUAUUAUUCUGCCUUCUCUGACAUGAUGACGUUGCUGCUGUGUUUUCUGAGCUGCUUCAUGGAGUGUGUGAGUGUGUGUGUGUGUGUGUGUGUGUGUGUGUGUGUGUGUGUGUGUGUGAGUGUGUGUGUGAGUGUGUGUGUGAGUGUGUGUGUGAGUGUGUGUGUGAGUGUGUGUGUGAGUGUGUGUGUGAGUGUGUGUGUGUGUGAUAAGUAUCAAAACCAUAAAAGUAAGCUCUGUGGAGUUUUACAUUUUCUCAGGGUUCUUAUGAGGUUCCUUAAUAUAGUUCUUUAGUAUAACAGGGUUGAUGACUCAGAAACAUUUUGAGAUUAGUGAACAUUCUGGAAGCUCCAGAAGAACGACAUGGUUCCAACCUCACGCCACGAUUAGCUAUAAUUAACCAUUGGCCAGGGAUCAGCGAUACGGUGUACUCUGAUGCACUGUACAGCUGCUUGAACUUAACAGAAACUUACGUGAACAUUAAACGUAACUAUAAGUGGAUAAAAAGUACGAUGCAGUUCAUUAUUGCAAAUUGGUAAAUGGCUGUAAAUGGGAUAAAACACUUUGAGGUGUGCUGUUGUAUGAAAAAGACUCAACUUUGGUGUGGUUACUGUAAUGUGCUUCAUCCAGUAAUCCAGUUUUCUCCUUUCAGUACAAAUCCUGUCUGAAGAGAAAAGUUGAAUUAUACAGUGAUCUAUGUUAUCGUGAAAAAUCAGAAGUCUGGGUAAGCAUUAGAGAAAGAAAAUGUUUAUUUGUUGUGGUUUAAGUUCACGCAGGGUUAAUGCAGGCUAAUCUCAGUUCAGCAACUGUAGCAUGAAGCAUCCAUAUUUGCCUUCAAUAUACUUUUAAUAAAUCUAAAUAAAUCAUGUAUAUAGUGUGUGCAGGACAGGUUGGAUAUAUCUGCUCACUUGUGUUAGCCAGGUUAGGACACGAGCUCGUCGACUUCGCAAGCAAUACCGAAACCACUGUGCCUCAGAGAGUGAGACAGAAAAAUAGAUGAGGAUGUUCUAGUGUCUGAGGGUUGCACCACAGCUACAGGGUUUGUUGUUUAAUCGUAUAAAUGCUUAAUAUCGAAGUCUGUGUGAAAUCUCCAAUGAUUUCCUUUUUUUUUUUUUUUGGAUGCUUUCGGAUUGUAUGAGAUGCUGCUGGUGUCGAACGUUAGAUUGGAUCAUUCAUUAUCACUGUGAGCUAAAGUAGAGGAAGACUCCAGUUUUCCCUGUAUCCUAGUGCUGUGUGUAAACAUGUCCAGCUUCUUCACACAACUCACACGUAGCCACUUGAAGCAUAAGAGAAGGAGGACAGAGUAAGAUGUAGCCAGAUAUUUCUAGUCGGUUUGCUUGUUACUUCAGCUCUGAGUACAGAUGUUACAGCAGUAUUUACACAGGGAAAGUUCCUUGUAUUCAGAGAGAGUGUGUGUGUGUGAGAGAGAGAGAAAGAGAGAGUGUGUGUGCAGCUUGACCUAGAUUGAAAUCUCCUCUGUCAUUCACAACUAGAAACAUCUGAGACGGGAUUCUUCAAAAGCAAGACGACCACUAGCUUUAAACACAAGCGCUCGCUCUAAAACCUCUAAAAAUGUUAAAUUAGGGAUAGAAAAUACGGACCGAAGAAGGACACACUAGGAUUCAGUUGUGUUUUGGGUUUUUUUUUCUUUUCUUCCAUUUGUGUGACUAAGUCAAGAUUGCUGCAUGUGCUACAACAUGACCUUCAUUAUUGCUUAUAAUUUUUUUAGAUCCUUUUCUGACUUGUUUAAGCUACAAGAUACUAACUUAAUGCACAUAAUGUAGGCUUUUCAUCACAAUUUACAAGUUUGUUAAAUUAAUAAUAAAAUAAAUUCCACAUUAAGAAUGUGGCCCUCAGACAAGAUGGAGCACAUGGCUAUGUGAAAAAAACAACAACUAAUAAAUACUGCGACAUUAAGGAUAUUUUUGCUCAUGUUGUUUAGUAGCUGGAUGUUGGGCCAUGUUUCAGUGUUGAGGAGAGAAAUAUGAGUGGAGACUUUUGUGUUAAAUGUAACACAAGAUCACUAAGAACAACGCAAUGAGGUGAUGUCAUCAAGGGCGUGAUGAUGACUGUUGAAAACGGCGCAGAUCUUUCACUUCUACCUGGAUUGUAGCAAACAGACGAACUCUUUUUCUCAUACAUGCACACACACACACACGUUGCUCUUUUCUUAGUGCACCUGAAGAAACCUUCAGCAGUGUAAAUGUAAGCAGUAUCUUUAUUUUAUAUUUUAUCACAAAAACGACUGUGAUUGUCAACAGUAUAUAGGCAGUGUUCUUUUUCUGGUGGUUUCUUGGGUUUUUAAAGGAAGUAAUUGCCAAACAUGAUCAGUUUUACCAUAUCAGGGUUUAUUGGUGUCUAAUUUUCACGGCUAAUUAACUGUUUUCUGAGCUGAGCUUAUGGUAAACUGUAUAAUCUUUUGAAUUUAACAAAAAAAAAAUUUCAUGUAAUAAAAGCACUUUAUAUGAGUAAA
Molecule: messenger RNA, 4669 nt
Organism: Tachysurus vachellii
Lineage: Eukaryota; Metazoa; Chordata; Actinopteri; Siluriformes; Bagridae
Gene: ankrd13a
Product: ankyrin repeat domain 13A
Exons: 15
Coding region: 176-1966 (596 amino acids)
Cellular component (GO): cytoplasm
Molecular function (GO): protein binding
Source: RefSeq, a predicted model, not a curated record